CGUAGGGCGGGACCCUGCUCCCCCCGCCGUGGAUGAGCCCGGGAGGCGCGGCGGGCCGCCCGUUGGGGCGCGGCGGCGGCGGCUGCUGCUGCUGCUGCUACUCGGAGGGCCGGGGGAGGCGGAGAGGCGGAGCGGGGCCGCCGCCGCUGGCCGCCAGACGAUGCCCGGCGCCGGGGGUGGCCUGAGCGCCUAGUGGCCCUCGGCUCGGCUCGGCGGCUCCGCGGCAUGGGUGGCAAGCAGAGCACGGCGGGCGCCACGGCCGCGGGGCGCUCGCGCGGCGGGCCCUUGGCCGGGGUGGCCAGCGACGACAGCGCAGUGCCCCCGCCCGGGGGAGCGCCCCACUUCGGGCACUACCGCGGCGCGGGCGGCGGCGGCGGCGGCGGCGGCUCCGCGAUGGGGUUGCGCAGCCGCUCCGUCAGCUCCGUGGCCGGCGUGGGCGUGGGGAUCGGCGGCAUGGAGCCGGCCGGCGCCGGCAGCGUCCCCUUCGGCCUCUACGCGGCGGCGGCGGCGGCUUCGGCGGCCACCACGACCGCGGCGGCGGCGGCGGCGGCGGCGGGCGACUCCGAGCGGGGUCCAGGCGGCGGGUCGGGCGCGGACUCCACCCCUUACGCCCAUGGCAACGGUUACCAGGAGACGGGAGGCAGUCACCACAGAGACGGGAUGCUGUACCUGGGCUCCAGGGCCUCGCUGGCCGAUGCACUACCUCUGCACCUCGGACCCCGGUGGUUCAGUUCGCACAGCGGUUUCAAGUGCCCCAUUUGCUCCAAAUCAGUGGCUUCCGAUGAAAUGGAAAUGCACUUUAUCAUGUGUCUGAGCAAACCCCGUCUCUCCUACAAUGACGACGUGCUAACGAAGGACUCGGGCGAAUGCGUCAUUUGCCUGGAAGAACUUCUGCAAGGAGACACGAUAGCCCGGCUGCCCUGCCUCUGCAUUUAUCACAAGAGCUGUAUAGAUUCCUGGUUUGAAGUGAACAGAUCCUGCCCAGAACACCCGUCAGAUUGACUGCGGGAUCACAGGCGGACCUCUCUCCAGGUCACCUCACCAUCCCUCCUCCUCACCCCCCCAACAUCCUCCGAACCAGCUCUGGGACCCCCUUCAAUGGCAGCACCGGCACUUUGCGUUCCAUUCCAGCUUUCAAGGGCAGAGAAGACCCCAAAGAGCAGCCGCCGCUUCGCAGGGCCAUCCCUUGGCAGCCGCCCGCCAGCCCGGGCAGGGGGGAGAAGAGGGUCCGGGGCAGAAGCCGGUGGUCCCUGGGCCCCCACCCCACAGCAGCGCCAUGAUGUUUGUUUGGGCUGGAUCCAGCCACGAACUAAACGGAGCACGGGGUCAGCACCAUGCAAGGACUCUUCCUGCCUGCCACAGGCAGGUCACACUUUUGCACGGGCAAGGUGGUGGUUCCCCCUCCCUGUUUUUUUCUUGGAGCAGGGAGGCCAUUUUCCCUCUCCCCACCGGUCCUGAGGAGGAGAGAAGAAUCAGGCAUUUUAUGUUGCAUUUUUUGAAGGCGUUGUAGGUUUGUCUUUUCAAGUGUUUACAAAACAGCCAUUUCGUGUCAACCAACGUACCAGGUGAUGUUUACAAGACUGCAUACUCAGGCAGGUGAGGAGCAGAACUUUCCAAGACCUUUUUCUUUCCCCCACCACCCCCCAUUGCCAGAAGUCCCUUUGCUCUCUCUUCCUCUUCCUCCCCGUUUGAACACCCCCCUCCGGGCUGGCUUCAGGGGCAGUCGCCAUUCGCAAGUGUCCUGCUGCAAUACAAGAACGGUUUUUGGCCCUUUGUGGAACACAGAACUGGGCCUUUUCUUGAAGCAAAAACAGAGAUGAUAUACCCCCCACACACACACACCCUCCCGCCCCACCAGUCCACACUUGAGCACGAAGCAAAGACUGGCUGGGCCACCGGGGUGGGUGGGGGGGAAUUCUUAUGGACGGUUUUGAUCCGCAGGAAAAGUAUCUGUAUUUAUAUAGGAAAAAAACAAAAAAAAGAAAAGAAACUUUAAAAACGACAAAAAAAUCAAAGCUUGGGAAGGGAAACUUCCCCUAUUAGUCAAGGUGUUUUGAUAUGGUAUUCAAUAAUGCUCAAUAAAAUAGUCACUGUUAUUUUA
Candoia aspera is the source of this 2101-nucleotide messenger RNA. It is a transcript of the gene ZNRF1, whose product is annotated as zinc and ring finger 1. The record is from RefSeq and is a predicted model, not a curated record. Gene Ontology annotation, molecular function: ubiquitin protein ligase activity. Bases 226 to 1002 code for a protein of 258 amino acids. Gene Ontology annotation, cellular component: cytoplasm; membrane; intracellular membrane-bounded organelle. The transcript has 5 exons. NCBI's taxonomy places the organism in Eukaryota, Metazoa, Chordata, Lepidosauria, Squamata, Candoiidae. Gene Ontology annotation, biological process: proteasome-mediated ubiquitin-dependent protein catabolic process; protein K48-linked ubiquitination.